Dermatophagoides pteronyssinus (European house dust mite) is the source of this 708-nucleotide messenger RNA. Its product is annotated as translocon-associated protein subunit alpha-like. NCBI's taxonomy places the organism in Eukaryota, Metazoa, Arthropoda, Arachnida, Sarcoptiformes, Pyroglyphidae. Gene Ontology annotation, cellular component: endoplasmic reticulum membrane; endoplasmic reticulum. The record is from RefSeq and is a predicted model, not a curated record.
AGCAAAUAUUUAUAAUGCCCUCUAUGGCAAUUUUUUAAAAACGAUACUUGAGACAUCGUGGGCUAACCAUUUUUUUUUUUUUGUAAACAAUGUCUUCCAAUUCAUCUUCAAAUUUAAAUGAAAAUGAUUUUAGCUCAGAAUUCCAGAAUAUUGAUCUCGAAGAUGAUGAAAAAAAGGAACAGUUAACACGACCAAGUGAAUAUUUAGAUUAUCUUUCCAAGCAAUUAAUGAAUGAUUAUGCCAAAUAUUUUCAACUAAGGCCGACUGCUCAAAUUGAAGAACUGGAUGAAUUGUUGGAAAAUUUAUUAACGCACAUGGAAGAGUUUUAUGGCCUUAUCGAACAAAUUCGAAAUAAUGGCAACCAAUAUCUGGAUCAGUUUUCGAUAAUUUUAUUUCCUAAAAUCGAAGAAUGUCGAAAAUUAUUCGCAUUUAUCGACAAAUUGGAAAGAAUCGUGAAUCACGUUAGUAUACAAGUAUCAUUGAUGGAACGUGAAGUUAGUAAAGCCGAAAAAAUGAUGGGAGCCAAAACAAGUAAAGUGAAAAAAUUGUUGUCCAUUUUGACAAGUGGUAGCCAAUCAUCGGAAUCACAAUCAAAAUUUCAAUAUAUACCUCAAGACAUUUUCAAAACUGAAGACUUGUUAAAAAUGUGAUAUUAGUUAUUACUUUUUUUUAUUAUUCUCAAAAUCUACAAUAAAAAUGAAUGAAUGA